Molecule: messenger RNA, 965 nt
Organism: Rhodamnia argentea
Lineage: Eukaryota; Viridiplantae; Streptophyta; Magnoliopsida; Myrtales; Myrtaceae
Product: vesicle transport v-SNARE 13
Exons: 6
Coding region: 167-823 (218 amino acids)
Biological process (GO): vesicle fusion; vesicle-mediated transport; intracellular protein transport
Cellular component (GO): ER to Golgi transport vesicle membrane; SNARE complex; endoplasmic reticulum membrane
Molecular function (GO): SNAP receptor activity; SNARE binding
Source: RefSeq, a predicted model, not a curated record
CGUUGGUUGUGCUGUGUCCACGCCAUCAAAGCACUCACCGCGCGAAACGUCUUUUUCGUCCAUCGUUCCCUCCCCUCGUUCGCGGCUUCUGCUUUCUUGGAGACGACGCACCUCACUCCGGCGUAACCUCCGGUCCCCUGUUCCGCCGCCGAUCAAGCAAGGGAAGAUGAGUGAGGUGUUUGAAGGAUACGAGCGGCAGUACUGCGAGCUGUCGGCGAAUCUGUCGAGGAAGUGCACCUCAGCUUCGGCUGCUGAUGGAGAGCUGAAGAAGCAAAGGAUUUCUGAAAUAAAAGUUGGAAUUGAUGAAGCAGAAUCUUUGAUUCGGAAAAUGGACCUGGAGGCAAGAAGUUUGCAGCCAAAUGUCAAAGCAGUGCUCCUCGCUAAGUUAAGGGAAUAUAAAUCUGAUCUGAACAACCUAAAAAGUGAAGUUAAAAGACUGUCAUUGGGUAAUUUGGCUGCUCGAGAUGAGCUGCUGGAAUCAGGAAUGGCUGACGCUCUGACGGCAUCAGCAGAUCAAAGAGCCAGACUGAUGACAUCUACAGAAAGAUUGAACCAGUCUGGUCAUAGAGUUAAGGAAAGUAGAAGAACCAUGCUGGAGACGGAGGAGCUUGGCGUUUCAAUUCUUCAAGAUUUGCAUCAACAGAGACAGUCUCUCUUACACGCCAACAACACGCUUCACGGAGUGGAUGACAACGUUGGUAAGAGCAAGAGAAUUUUGACUGCCAUGUCUCAGAGGAUGAGCAGAAACAAGUGGAUCAUUGGCGCAAUAAUUGCAGUUCUUGUCAUUGCUGUGGUACUGAUAUUGUACUUCAAACUCAAGUAGUGAAGCAUUGUAAUGUUUGCUCUGGGUUUGCCUUUUGGUUUGGGGGGUGGAGUGUGUAUUUUUGCGGUCUUCUUUGCCUGUUGAGCGAUAACAUUAGAGAAAUUUAUACCGCGAUCUCUUCUGCGUCCUGUUUUCGCUUGAA